AUGGACUCGACGGCACUGAGAGACCUUCUUUCUAGGUAUGGGAGGAGCACUUUGCCCGAUGACAGUGUACUUCAGGAUGUACUGAACGACUCAACUUAUGGUACGGCAUUCAAGGAGUGGAUCAGCACGCACCUCGGCACCGAAAAUCUUCUCUCCCAGGACGAGCUCUCUCUGUACUUGUUGCUCGACCAAGCUGGGCUGGUCGAUGAGCUCGUGGCAUCCAAAGAAUUAGCCACAGUCGAGGCGAUAGGGGAGGCUGAGCUUAGGGCCGCGGUCCAGGAGCUCGACUGCUCCACGACCAUCAUUAACAAGCAGACUGAGAUGUUGAGGCAACACCACAACGCCUUGGCUAAGCUUGCGGAUAGUAACGCUAAGUCGACGGAGUCACGUCGGGAGAUGGAGGCCACCAGGACUAGUAGGCGGGCAGCAGAGCGCCGUGCGCUUAGCUCAAAAGUCGAGGAACUCUCGCAGCAUCUGGGUUAUAGGACAUCAGAUAUGGGGCAGCAGGCAGCCAUGACCACCGAAAGCAUACAUGAAGUGAUCGAAGAAGCUUUGAGAUCGGACGACAAGCUGCUUUCAAGCCUGCAAAAGCUGGGGUGGGAGCUCGACCCCGAAGACCCUGAGGAGACGCAAAAUGUUGCAACACUAAGAGAAUGUUGUAUGAGGGCUAUCAAGUACACCGUUGAGAUGACACGUACCAAGCUUGACCGGACAUAUCUCGAAGCUCUUGAGUCGGCCCCUCGCAGCGAACACACGGAUGCACCGGCUGGCGAAGUAAAAGCCUUACAAGAAGAGCUGGAGUCCCUCUAUGCGGAGAUACUUCCUGUCGCCCAGAUGUCGGUUGAGCAGCAGUAUCUUGAACCUGCCUUAAAGUCGCUUUCGGAAAAGAGUGGGCAGUCCGUCGGUCGAUCUAUGGUUGCAAUUUCAUACAUCCUCGUGUGCUUAGUAUACCUCUUAGACAACAUCAAUCGCCUUGAGGCCCGAGUAGUCGCUGUCCAGUCCUACCAAGCUGCCGCAGCAACAUUGAUCGAUACAGCGAAGAUCGAACUUGCUGUUCCUGCAGUAGCUGCGGCUCCCAAGAAGGCGCAUCCAGUUCAGCCUGCCUCACCAACACGUGCUCGUGUCACGACAUCUACACCGGGACCCCGUCGCCGCCGCUCGUCUGAAACUUUCAAUGUUGAGCCACCAAUCGAGGCUCUUUUGCGACUUCUAACUAUCAACCUUGCCACAUCAUCUGCAGAUCCAAGCGAUGGCCCUACUCUGCUGGAAACCCUUCGUGUCCUCUCGAGAGCCCGGGAGGGACGCGCAGCCAAGGCAUACGAUGUCACGCGCAACGCUCAAGAGUCAUUCGAGCAUUCAGUUGUGACGCACCUCACCGACGCCCGACGCGCAGUGCAGCUGCUUCGAGACAGCAUUCUUGCUGAGAGUUCCUUUGGGGAAGAAGUGAAGCUCGUUGACCCUGAAGUCGAAUGCCUCAUAAUCGAGCUAAGCCAGCAAAUCGCUGAUAUCCAGUCCAGAAUUGAACAGAUAGAUGCCGAGAGGGCUGGAAUCGCCGGAGCCAACGGGGAGAAGCAGAAGGAAUUUGUACUUCGACUCGCAGGCGAGGGACGGACGCACUUUCGCGACGGGCCACCUCUGCGGUAA
Verticillium nonalfalfae is the source of this 1644-nucleotide messenger RNA. RefSeq lists its product as uncharacterized. NCBI's taxonomy places the organism in Eukaryota, Fungi, Ascomycota, Sordariomycetes, Glomerellales, Plectosphaerellaceae. The coding region runs from base 1 to 1644 and encodes 547 amino acids. The record is from RefSeq and is a predicted model, not a curated record. The transcript is spliced from 6 exons.